AUCUUAUAAAUUUGUUAAACUGUGUGCGUUUUAGAAAUAAGGAUUGUCUGUCCUGCAAAAACUUGUCAGCAAAUGUCAGGAAACUCCUCGCAAUGCUCUUCAGCCAGACGACAGGAAAUAAUUAAAAUAACAGAACAAUUGAUCGAAGCGAUCAACAGCGGUGACUUCGAUGGAUAUACUAAGAUAUGUGAUCCGCAUUUAACUGCUUUCGAACCAGAAGCAUUGGGCAAUUUGGUUGAAGGAAUCGACUUUCAUAAAUUCUAUUUUGAGAAUGUUCUUGGUAAAAAUUGCAAAGCCAUUAAUACAACAAUUCUAAAUCCGCACGUACAUCUAUUGGGUGAAGAAGCCGCUUGCAUCGCCUAUGUAAGACUUACACAAUAUAUCGAUAAACAAGGACAUGCACACACUCAUCAGUCGGAGGAGACUCGUGUCUGGCACAGGCGCGACAACAAGUGGCAGAAUGUUCAUUUUCAUCGCAGCGCAUCUGGCAAGAUAAGUGGGGCAACGACUUUCGAUUUUAUACCACAAAAGUAGAUAGAGACAGAAGGCGAGCGGAAGAAUGUCAAUGAUGGGUCAAUCAACUAUGAUCGAAGUGUGUGUACUAAACUUACUAAUCAAUAAACAGCAAAGAGAUCUGAACCAAAAAUACAAAGGGAUUAU
This is a messenger RNA of Drosophila navojoa, 660 nucleotides long. It is a transcript of the gene CaMKII, whose product is annotated as Calcium/calmodulin-dependent protein kinase II. Gene Ontology annotation, biological process: protein phosphorylation. NCBI's taxonomy places the organism in Eukaryota, Metazoa, Arthropoda, Insecta, Diptera, Drosophilidae. The record is from RefSeq and is a predicted model, not a curated record. Gene Ontology annotation, molecular function: ATP binding; calmodulin binding; calcium/calmodulin-dependent protein kinase activity.